Messenger RNA from Sporothrix schenckii 1099-18, 1056 nucleotides. RefSeq names its product formin-binding protein. The coding region runs from base 1 to 1056 and encodes 351 amino acids. Gene Ontology annotation, biological process: mRNA splicing, via spliceosome. Gene Ontology annotation, cellular component: precatalytic spliceosome. The record is from RefSeq and is a predicted model, not a curated record. The transcript has a single exon. NCBI's taxonomy places the organism in Eukaryota, Fungi, Ascomycota, Sordariomycetes, Ophiostomatales, Ophiostomataceae. Gene Ontology annotation, molecular function: zinc ion binding; RNA binding.
AUGGCCGACUAUUGGAAAUCGACGCCCAAAUACUGGUGCAAGAACUGCGCUGUAUACGUGACCGACACGAAACUCGGACGCGCAAACCACGAGGCCACUGGCAAGCACCAGUCUGCCGUCCGGCGCGCACUGCGCAACUUGCACCGCGACUACGAGCGCGAGGAGCGCGAGAAGGACAAGGCGAAGCGGGAGGUGGAACGGCUGAACUCGCUCGUUGGGGGGGAUGGUGGUUCGACGCCAUCGACGUCCACACAGUCCAGAGCACCUCGGCCACCGCCGCCACCUCCACACCAACCACACGCCCACCCCCGACCUCCACCAAACAGCGCCUCCAGCGGUGGCCCGCCCCGCGAACAGCUCGAACAGCUGGCCGAGCUCGGCGUCAGCAUCCCCGACGCGUUCCGUCCCGACCUCGCCAUGGCCGGCGACUGGACCGUGACGGAGACGCGCGUUGUCGCCGUCGAGGACGACGACGGCAAGAAAGUGGGUGGACAGGGGGCAACACGGUCGGUCGGCGUGCGCAAACGGCCACGAAGGUCUGGCGACGACGACGACGGCGGCGACAGCGACGAUGCAUACGACAAAGGACGAGGAAGCAAGGGCGGCCAUGCAGAGUUUGACAAGGUUGACCUGGACGCGGCCGUCCAGGGCCUGUUCAAGAAGCCACGGCACUGGGGACGAGACGCGCGCACGGCGGGCGGCAGCAGGGCUGGCGGUGGUGAUGAUGACGAAGGCGAUCUGGACAGGUUGCUGAGCAGUGCACUUACGACGCCGGCACCAAAGACAGAGGGGGCGACGUCGGACACAGACAAGCCGACGGUGGAGACAAAGCAGGACGUCAAGAAGGAAGGCGGCGCAGCCACGGCUUCGGCCGACAGCCUGGUCGAUGCGGCGCCACAGCCACCAAAGAUUAAAGAGGAAGCGGAGGGAGGGAGCGGGUUGAGCCUCGAAGCGGCACCGGAGGGGAUGCCCGAAGCACCCGAGGAGAAGCCGCGUUCGUCUGACGCAGCCAUUGUCUUUAAGAAGCGCAAGACGAAGACGGUGCGGCAGCGAUGA